This is a messenger RNA of Anthostomella pinea, 189 nucleotides long. NCBI's taxonomy places the organism in Eukaryota, Fungi, Ascomycota, Sordariomycetes, Xylariales, Xylariaceae. The record is from the annotation of a GenBank genome assembly.
AUGUCCGGACCCGGCAAGUCGGCGCUGACCAAGCAGAUCGAGGCGCAGAGGAAGCGAGACGCAGAGGAGAGAGAGAGACAGAGGAACGAGCCCAAGCAGGAUAAACCCCCGAAUCCGUCCAAGAAGGAAACCAAGCAUGCUCCAGGACACCAGAGCUAUUGCACAGACAGACAUAGCGGCAGAAGGUAG